AUGCAAAUAUAAAUUCCAAAAGAUGUUGUCAAACUUUAAUAUGAUUUUUAAAAUUUACUUAAUAAAUAUCAUGGAUUAGAAUAAUUGUAUAUCAAGUAAUCAAAUGAAAUUUUGUAAUUAAAGAAAUUAAAUGAAAAUCUAAGAUGUAAUGUUGAAAAUUAUGAAUGUUAAAAAUGCAAAAAGUAUUAAAAUCAAAUAGAACAAAUAAGAGAGGAAACAAAAUAGAAAACAAGUACUAUUGUUAAUUUAGAGAAUUAAUUGAAAGAAUAUUAAUAUAAGAAUGAUGAAUUUUAAGCAAAGUCAUAGAUUGAAUUGCAGAAUAGAAUUACUUACUUUGAAGAUUAAAAUAAAGAAGUAUUAGAAAGAUUAGAUAGAGUAACUAAAGAUAAUUAAUUAUUUGAUAUAUUAUUAAGAGAGAGAGAUUAAAGAAUAGAGUCUCUUAGUGAGAUUAUUGAAUAAUAGGAACUUCAAAUAUAAUAAGAUGCUGAAAAUGAUAAUGCUUGGAAGGAGAAGUUUAUAAAGAUUAAUAAAGAUUAUCAUAAAUUACUCUAAGAAUAUAAUUCUACAAAAGCUGAUUUAGAAGCUUUAUAUGUCAGUUAAAGAAGAUGA
This is a messenger RNA of Paramecium pentaurelia, 609 nucleotides long. NCBI's taxonomy places the organism in Eukaryota, Ciliophora, Oligohymenophorea, Peniculida, Parameciidae. The record is from the annotation of a GenBank genome assembly.